CAGCUACGCUGGUUGCCUUCGCCCCACAUACAGUAUGUGCCCUCGACGCCCGCGUCCAAUCCGAGUCGGAUCGUACUAUUACUACAUGCGCGUCGACAUCGCGUCGAGGAAUGAAGGUGCAAUUGCCGCAUUAUCCCAGAUUCUCGGCUCACGUUGGUCCAACUGCGAGCCGUUGCUCGAAGAACUGGAGGAGGUUAAGCGGCUAGUCAUGCAAAUGCGCUUGGCCCCAUGGCCAGACGAGUUGACGCUGCAAAUCACCGAACAAAGGCUGCUCUCUGUGAUACUCGAUGCCAGUGCCUCACAAAGCCUGUGUACUCGACUUUCCAGGCUUCUGCACGGAUGGUCGGGCACUGGCAUCGGGCAGCGCUCCGACCCGCAGCGCCUCCCAGCAAAGCGGAUGAAGAGCAUAGCGGGGAAGUUGCAGGAGACCAUUACAGGGCUGAGGGCUGCGCAAACCUACGCUCCUCUAGAUGACGACGACGUCCUGCAGGCGCAACACAUACUGCACGCCUGUCUGGGGCUGCCCCUCCCACUCGUGUGGGCGAUCUUGGACGAGGCCGAGUACUGGGUUUGUUCGAUUGGCCACAGCAGACGGGUGAUCUUGUCGGUCGGAGCAGACAGUGGUGCGAUACAGGAGACGCACUGUUGCACCGCGAAGCUGCCGCCGUUCGUGAAGAAACACAGACCGCUGCGCAGGGUCGUGUUCAAGAUAGAGGCGUGCUCUCGAGGCUUGCAAACGUCCGACAAUGACAAUUCCUGGUUCGAAGCGGGCAGCGACAACGCUGCAAGGCGUAUCAUCAUGCACACCCCUGCCGCCGUUACGGACUUUCAAACGCACCGCAUACAAUGGGACUGCUCCCUGAGCGAGGGUGGCACCGGAUUAGACACUGAGUUGCAGGAGUGGAUGGGCCGCUUUGUAGGCGGAGAGGACCUCUCCGUAUUCGCCAGGGCGCAGUUCCCAGAAUGGUCGAUCUACGUACGGAUGGUGCAGUUGGAGCUCUACUGCGCUUGCGUGUAGACAGAGCAGGGCCGAAUGCAUGAUUGGAAAGGUCUAAUAUUCCGUUACCUUUACUUUUACACACGUGAGAGCCCAAACAGAGGUAUCCGAAAGUCG
This is a messenger RNA of Rhodofomes roseus, 1114 nucleotides long. RefSeq lists its product as uncharacterized. NCBI's taxonomy places the organism in Eukaryota, Fungi, Basidiomycota, Agaricomycetes, Polyporales, Fomitopsidaceae. The record is from RefSeq and is a predicted model, not a curated record. The transcript has 3 exons. The coding region runs from base 35 to 1018 and encodes 327 amino acids.